AUGAGCAAGGAGUUAGCAACAAUGGGACGUGGAGCUUCAAAGGGUGGAGUUAGAGCUGAUCCAGCGCCAAACUCAUUACUGAGUUCUGAAGUCAGCCUGCACGUCUAUGACAUUGUGGUGGUGGGCAUCUACUUUGUCUUCAUCAUUGCUGUGGGAAUCUGGUCAUCCAUCCGUGCAAGCUGAGGGACCAUUGGAGGCUAUUUCCUGGCUGGGAAGUUGAUGAGCUGGUGGCCAAUUGGAGCAUCUCCGAUGUCCAGCAAUGUUGGCAGUGGCUUGUUCAUUGGCCUGCUGGAGGCCUUGCUGUUAGAGGCUUCGAGUGGAUCUGCUGGAGGCCUUGCUGUUAGAGGCUUCGAGUGGAUUGUAACCUUCCUGCUCCUGGCCCUAGGCUGGAUCUUUGUCCCCGUGUAUAUUGCAGCUGGUGUGGUUACAAUGCCACAGUACCUGAAGAAGCGAUUUGGGGGCCAGAGGAUCCAGGUGUACAUGUCAGUCCUGUCUCUCAUACUCUACAUCUUCACCAAGAUAUCUACUGACAUCUUCUCUGGAGCCCUCUUCAUCCAGUUGGCCUUGGGCUGGAACCUCUAUCUUUCCACAGUGAUCUUGCUGGUGUUGACAGCUGUCUACACCAUAGCAGGGGGUCUCACAGCCGUGAUCUAUACAGAUGCUCUACAGACUGUUAUCACGGUGGGAGGAGCCCUGGUCCUCAUGUUUCUGGGGUUUCAGGAAGUGGGCUGGUAUCCAGGCUUGCAGCAGCUAUACAAGCAGGACAUCCCUAAUGCCACAGUCCCCAAUACCACCUCCCAUCUCCCAAGACCUGACUCCUUCCACAUGUUUCGUGACCCUGUGAAUGGAGAUAUCCCUUGGCCAGGUCUCAUUUUUGGGCUCACAGUCUUGGCCACAUGGUGUUUGCGGGGUCUAAUGAUUGCUGUCAUCAUGGCUGCCCUCAUGAGCUCACUCACCUCCAUCUUCAACAGCAGCAGUACCCUCUUUGCCAUUGAUGUGUGGCAGCGCUUCUGCAAGCAGGCAACAGAGCAAGAACUGAUGGUAGUAGGCAGGAUGUUUGUGGUAUUUCUGGUGGUCAUCAGCAUCCUCUGGAUCCCUAUAAUUCAGAGCUCCAACAGUGGGCAGCUCUUUGACUACAUCCAGUCUGUCACCAGCUACUUGGCCCCACCUAUCACUGCCCUUUUCUUACUGGCCAUCUUCUGCAAAAGGAUCACAGAGCCUGGCGCUUUCUGGGGCCUCAUGUUUGGCCUGGGAGUAGGCCUGCCCUACUCAUACCCUGCCCCAGCAUGCGGGGAGAUGGACAGGAGGCCAGCUGUUCUGAAAGACUUUCACUACCUGUACUUUGCUCUCCUUCUCUGUGGACUUACUGCCGUUGUUAUUGUCACAGUCAGCCUCUGCACAGUCUCCAUUCCUGAAGAAAAGCUUGCUCGCCUGACCUGGUGGACACGUAACUGUCCCCUGUCUGAGCUGGAGAAGGAGACCUGUGUGAGUGUGAAGGAGGAGAAGGACAGCACUCCAGAGCUGGCAGACAGCCCAGCUGGGGGAUGCCCUGAAGAAGGUGGAGCAACAGCAAACUUCAGCCAGGAGCCUGAACAACUAGGAGGUUCACACGGGUCCUGGGGAAAAUGGCUCUGGGCCUGGUUCUGUGGGAUCUCUGAGGCCCAACAGCAAGCCCUGAGCUCAGGAGAGAAGGCUGUGCUGGAACAGAAGCUGACCAGCAUUGCGGAGGAACCACUUUGGAGAAACAUCUGCAACAUCAAUGCCAUCUUUCUGCUGGCCAUCAACAUCUUCUUCUGGGGCUAUUUUGCUUGA
Messenger RNA from Nannospalax galili (Upper Galilee mountains blind mole rat), 1812 nucleotides. Its product is annotated as sodium/glucose cotransporter 4-like. Lineage: Eukaryota; Metazoa; Chordata; Mammalia; Rodentia; Spalacidae. The record is from RefSeq and is a predicted model, not a curated record. Gene Ontology annotation, molecular function: D-glucose:sodium symporter activity. Gene Ontology annotation, cellular component: plasma membrane. Gene Ontology annotation, biological process: transmembrane transport.